This is a messenger RNA of Synchiropus splendidus (mandarinfish), 8557 nucleotides long. RefSeq lists its product as uncharacterized. The transcript has 3 exons. Bases 2858 to 7384 code for a protein of 1508 amino acids. Lineage: Eukaryota; Metazoa; Chordata; Actinopteri; Syngnathiformes; Callionymidae. The record is from RefSeq and is a predicted model, not a curated record.
AAACGAUGGGACCAACAGUGAGGGACUUCAAUGGAGCAGAGUCGGACACAGAUCGAGAUCUUCUUCUUGAGCAGGACUAUGGUGAUGAAGCCAGAAGAAAAUGCAGGAAGAACAGUGCAGAGAAGCGAGCCCGUAGGGACGAGCCAUUCUCAAUGACGGCAACCUGCCGGCGGUCAGCUGAGCACCUGCCAGGGACCAUGUGGAGAAGUGAUGGUUUCACAUCACAAAGCUGUGAAGGCAUUUCCAGGUUACGCUCACUCACUUGUUAUUGAUGAGAGGGUAACGGCCGAAGCUGCUGGGUCUGGGUGAGUGAGAGGCGUAACAGUCGUCCAGGACCACAGCAAAGCUCUGGUCUCUUCUAUCCACAGUGACGCCCACGUAGAGAGGUGAGCCCAGCUCCAUGGUUACCCGACCUCCGGGAUAAGUUGAAGUGAAGCCUGAGUCGCGGUACAAGCGCAUCUGGGCAACAGUGUUGGGUCCAGAGCCGGACACUCCUCCGUCAAUCCUGUGGACGCCACAACAAACAUCUUCUUUGGUUGGCUCCAUGGUGAAAGACUUGGCUUAGUUUGUGUGUUGUGUUUUUCAAGGUUUGGCAUUGAGCUGUGAUCAGCUAGAGACGGUACAUCUCCACCCUACGGUGCUAUAUUCAGGAACAGAAGUGCAGUUACAGCUCACUUAAGGAAGGACUGGAAACUGUGAUGCAGAUGAAGAGGUCAAGAGAUGAAAUAUUGGGCGAGGAGAGCGCUGUCGUCAGGUGUGUCAUACUUACGGCAGUGGUCCCACGGCCACAUUCAAAGUGGAAUCUGUAUCCAGGGAAUAGACACAGGAGAAAGGAAUUCUCUUUGGAAUGGCAAAAGAGUUGUUGUUGGCAGGAUAGACAAACAAGGUGUUGGAGUAGAUGCCAUGCGUGAUGUUGGUCUGAAAGAAGUGGUGGAAUGAUAAAAAGACAAUCAACAUCUUGUAGCUUGUGCAGCAGAAGUGAGGAUGACCAGUGAUCAGAAUAACACCAGUGUGACUGUGGUGAUAGGUCGUCUUUCUUUACCGUCAGUUUGUUUCCACAGGCGCCAGCUUGGUUCACAACCUCAUACCACACGACGCCAUUCGACACUCUUGUGUAUGUGCAGUUUCGCAUUGCAAGAUUGCCGGAUCGAGCAUCCAAACCAAGGUUGAGGAAGCUGACCACAUUGAGGCCAACCUGGAUCUUGCUACUGCUGCAAACCAGCUGAGAAGGUCUGAGUGAAUCGUCUGUAUCUGAAAUUUGUCAUGAGAAUUGAUGAAUAACUCCGGUAGUUAAACAUGAACACAGUGGCUUUACGUGAUACUCAGUAGAGGAAGGAAGCUCACCUUCACAGACAACACUGGCGUCCUCCCUGUGUACACAGUUGUGGAUCCCAAAUCCUCGAUGGCGACAGUCGGUGAUGGAAUUUUCUCUCCCAGAACAGUUGACGUCGUCCAGCCAGAUGGGGCCACUUCCUUGGCCGUAGGCUGCAUUUUGAGGGGCGCUUCUAGCGCGGCCACAGUCCAGCUGUCUGCACACCACGUUGGCAUCGUUGAGGUCCCAGAGGUCGUCACACACCGUCCCCCACUGGUUGUUGUGGAAGAUCUCCACUCUGCCCGUACAGCGGCUGCCUGAGUUGACCAACCUGACUGGGGCAGCCGCUUCAGAGGUGGAGAUGAGAUAAACGCAGCAGAUCAUGAUGGUGGAAAACACUGGCCAAAUGGUGGAACUGUCAAUGAAUUUACCUUCACAAACCACCCCAGCAUCCUCUCUGUGGCUGCAGUCGUGAGAUCCGAUCCCUCGGUGACGGCACUCGCUGAGACUGGACUCUUGUCCAUUGCAACGGACGUCGUCCAGCCAAAUGGGCCCACUGCCUUGUCCAAAGCGGGCACUACCUGGAGCUGACAGGACCCUGCCACAGCCCAACUGUCUGCACACCACCUGAGCGUCGGUCACGUCCCAGAGGUCGUCGCACACUGUCCCCCACCGUCCAGAAAAAUUGAUCUCCACUCUUCCAGAGCAUGAACUGCUCCCUCCGAUCAGGCGGAUCUGCCCUUCAGCCAGGGAGACGUUCGCAGUCGUUGCAGGAGCAGAAGUCUGAUUCUGCAUUAUAUGAGUGGUUGAUUCAGCAGGGGGUGUUGUCGGGCGUGGGAUAGUGGUUGUGCUGGGCCCAAGGUGAGCUGAACAGAAAAAGACAUGAGCAAUUUGAACCUUGAGUAACCGCUUGGAAGGACGUAAAAAUAAUUUAAUUCAAGUACAAGGACUUAACUUUCCAAAAGGGAAACCAAGACACCACAGAAUAACAAUCCGAAGCAGAAAGAAAAUGGACAGAAUUGUUUUGUUUUGUUUUGUUACACAAACAUUAAAUGAAAAAUUAACAAUUAUCAAUACUUUUCCUAAAAUGUUGUGACUGUAAUUACCUUCACAAAUCACUCCAGCAUCUUCCAAAUGUACGCAGUUGUUGACACCAAAUCCUGAAUGUUCACAUUCCGUGAUAGAGCAUUCAUGACCAUGACAUUGGACAUCAUCCAACCAGAUGGGUCCAGCUCCCUCUCCAAAGCGAGCGUUGUGAGGAGCAGCCACUGCUUUGCCGCAGUUGAGCUGUCUGCACACCACAUUGGCAUCACGCAGGUCCCAGAAGUCAUCGCACACCGUUCCCCAACGACCAUCAACAAGGACCUCGACUCUGCCAGCGCAGUGGCUGCUGCCGUUGACCAGUCGCACAGGAACAGGAGCUUAGAUGUCGGCAGUGGAGAAGAUUGAAAACAUGAUCAUUAUUUACCAGACAUUUACAGACGAGAAACUGAAUUACAACACAAUGUCUAUCAAGAAAAGACAACAAACAAACCGUUACAAUCCAUGGUGGUACGAGAGGUUUCUGAAGUCGUUAUGACUGAAGAUGUAGUUCCUGGAGUUGUGGAAUCUGUAGUUGUUGAUUCUGAAGUUGUAGCUCCUGGAGUCGAGGUUCCUGCAGUUGAGCGUUCUGAAGUCGUGGUUCCUUCAGUUGUGGGUUCUGAAGUCGUGGUUCCUGUAGUUAUGAGUUUUGAUGUUGUGAGGUCUAAAAUUGUGGUUUCUUCAAUUAUGGGUUCCGAAGUUUUGGUUCUCGUGGUUGUGAAUUCUGAAGUUGUUGUUUCUGUGCUUGUGGGUUCUGAGGUUUUGGAUCCUGCAGUUGUGAGUUCUAAAGUUGUGGUUUCUGCAGUCGUGGGCUCUGCAGUUAUGGUUUCUGCAGUCGUAGGUUCUGAUGUUGUGGUUCUUGCGUUUGUGAAUUCUGAUGAUGUGGUUUCUGCAGGUGUGGGUUCUGAAGCUGUGGUUCCUGUAGUCUUGAGUUCUGAUGUUGUGGGUUCUGAAGUUGUGGGUCCUGCAGUUGUGGCUUCAGAAGUUAGGGGUUCUGAAGUUGUAGGUUCUGAAGUCGUAGUUCCUGCAGUCUUGAGUUCUGAAGUUGUGGUUUCUACUAUUGUAGGUUCUGAAGUUUUGGUUCCUGUAGUCAUGAGUUCAGCCGUUGUGGUUUCUGCAAUUGUAGUUUCUGACAUUGUGGGUCCUGAAGUUGCGGUUUCUGCAGCUAUGGGCUCUGAAGUCGUGGGUUCCAAAGUUGUUGGUUCUGUAGAUACUGCAGUUGUGAUGUCUGGAGUUGUUGGUUCAGAAGUUGAUGUUUCGGUAGAUGUGAGAUCGAACAUUGUGGUGGUUUCUGAUGUUGUGUGUACAGAAGUUGUGGUUUCUGCAUUUGUGGGUUCCGAAGUUGUUGGUUCUGCAGUUGAGGGUUUUGAGAUUGUGGUGUCUGGAGUUGUGAGUUCCAAAGUAGUGGUUUCCACAGUUGUGGUUUGUGAAAAUGCGGUUUCUUCAGUUGUGAGUUCUGAAGUUGUGGUUUCUGCAGUUGUGGGACCUGAAGUUGUGGGUUCUGAAGUUGUGGUUUCUGCAGUUGUGGGACCUGAAGUUGGGGUUUCUGACGUGGUGUGUUCCAAAGUUGUGGUUUCCACAGUUGUGGAUUCUAAGGUUGUGGUUUCUUCAGUUGUUUGUCCAAAGGUUGUGGUUUCUUUAGUUGUGGUUUCUAACGUUGUGGUUUCUGCAGUUGUGGAUUCUAAGGUUGUGGUUUCUUCAGUUGUGGUUUCUGCAUUUGUGGGUUCCCAAGUUGUGGUUUCUGCAUUUGUGGGUUCUGCCGUUGUGUGUUCCAAAAUUGUGGUUUCCACAGUUGUGGGUUGUGAAGAUGUGGUUUCUGCCGUUGUGGGUUUUGCCGUUGUGUGUUCCAAAAUUGUGGUUUCCACAGUUGUGGGUUGUGAAGAUGUGGUUUCUGCAGUUGUGGAUUCUAAGGUUGUGGUUUCUUCAGUUGUUUGUCCAAAGGUUAUGGUUUCUUCAGUUGUGGUUUCUGCAUUUGUGGGUUCUGAAGUUGUGGGUUCCCAAGUUGUGGUUUCUGCUGUUGUGGGUUCUGAAGUUGUGGUUUCUGCAGUUAUGGGACCAGAAGUUGUGGGUUCCGAAUUUGUGGUUUCUGCAGUUGUGGGUUCUGAUGUUGUGUGUUCCAAAAUUGUGGUUUCCACAGUUGUGGGUUGUGAAGAUGUGGUUUCUUCAGUUGUGGAUUCUAAGGUUGUGAUUUCUUCCGUUGUUUGUCCAAAGGUUGUGGUUUCUUCAGUUGUGUUUUUUUCAGUUGUGGUUUCUGCAGUUGUGGGUUCUGAAGUAGUGGUUUCUGCAGUUGUGGGACCUGAAGUUGUGGGUUCCCAAGUUGUGGUUUCUGCUGUUGUGGGUUCUGAAGUUGUGGUUUCCACAGUUGUGGAUUCUAAGGUUGUGGUUUCUUCAGUUGUUUGUCCAAAGGUUGUGGUUUCUUUAGUUGUGGUUUCUAACGUUGUGGUUUCUGCAGUUGUGGAUUCUAAGGUUGUGGUUUCUUCAGUUGUGGUUUCUGCAUUUGUGGGUUCUGAAGUUGUGGGUUCCCAAGUUGUGGUUUCUGCAUUUGUGGGUUGUGCCGUUGUGUGUUCCAAAAUUGUGGUUUCCACAGUUGUGGGUUGUGAAGAUGUGGUUUCUGCAGUUGUGGAUUCUAAGGUUGUGGUUUCUUCAGUUGUUUGUCCAAAGGUUGUGGUUUCUUCAGUUGUGGUUUUUUCAGUUGUGGUUUCUGCAGUUGUGGGUUCUGAAGUAGUGGGUUCGGCAGUGGUGGGUUCCGAAGUUGUGGUUUCUGCAGUUGUGGGACCUGAAGUUGUGGGUUCCCAAGUUGUGGUUUCUGCUGUUGUGGGUUCUGAAGUUGUGGUUUCUGCAGUUAUGGGACCAGAAGUUGUGGGUUCCGAAUUUGUGGUUUCUGCCGUUGUGGGUUCUGUCGUUGUGUCUUCCAAAAUUGUGGUUUCUACAGUUGUGGGCUGUGAAGAUGUGGUUUCUUCAGUUGUGGAUUCGAAGGUUGUGGUUUCUGCAGUUGUUUGUCCAAAGGUUGUGGUUUCUUCACUUGUGGUUUCUUCAGUUGUGGUUUCUAACGUUGUGGUUUCUGCAGUUGUGGAUUCUAAGGUUGUGGUUUCUUCAGUUGUGGUUUCUAACGUUGUGGUUUCUGCAGUUGUGGAUUCUAAGGUUGUGGUUUCUUCAGUUGUUUGUCCAAAGGUUGUGGUUUCUUCACUUGUGGUUUCUUCAGUUGUGGUUUCUGCAGUUGUGGGUUCUGAAGUUUUGGGUUCCCAAGUUGUGGUUUCUGCUGUUGUGGGUUCUGAAGUUGUGGUUUCUGCAGUUAUGGGACCAGAAGUUGUGGGUUCCGAAUUUGUGGUUUCUGCCGUUGUGGGUUCUGCCGUUGUGUCUUCCAAAAUUGUGGUUUCCACAGUUGUGGGUUGUGAAGAUGUGGUUUCUUCAGUUGUGGAUUCUAAGGUUGUGGUUUCUUCAGUUGUUUGUCCAAAGGUUGUGGUUUCUUCAGUUGUGGUUUCUAACGUUGUGGUUUCUGCAGUUGUGGAUCCUAAGGUUGUGGUUUCUAAUGUUGUGGUUUCUGCAUUUGUGGGUUCUGAAGUUGUGGGUUCCCAAGUUGUGGUUUCUGCUGUUGUGGGUUCUGCCGUUGUGUGUUCUGCCGUUGUGUGUUCCAAAAUUGUGGUUUCCACAGUUGUGGGUUGUGAAGAUGUGGUUUCUUCAGUUGUGGGUUCUAAGGUUGUGGUUUCUUCAGUUGUUUGUCCAAAGGUUGUGGUUUCUUCAGUUGUGGUUUCUAACGUUGCGGUUUCCACAGUUGUGGGUUGUGAAGAUGUGGUUUCUUCAGUUGUGAGUUCUGAAGUUGUGGUUUCUUCAGUUGUGGAUUCUAAUGUUGUGCUUUCUUUAGUUGUUGGCUCUAAGGUUGUGCUUGCUUCCGUUGUGGGUUCUGAAGUUGUUGGUUCUGCAGUUGAAGGUUUUGAGAUUGUGGUUUCUGGAGUUGCGAGUACAGAAGUUGUGGUUUCUUCAGUUGUAGGUUCUAGAGUCAUGGUUUCUUCAGUUGUGUGUUGUAAGGUUGUUGUUUCUUCAGGUGUAAUUUCAGCAGUUUUGGUUUCUUCUGUAGUGGUUUCUAUCAUUGUGAUCACUUCAGUUGUGGAUUCUGAAGUUGUCCUUUUUGAAGUUCUGUGUUCUAAGGUUGUGGUUUCUUCAGGUGUGGUUUCUGACGUGGUUUCUUCAGUUGUGGUUUCGAAGGUUGUUGUUUCUUCAGUUGUGGGUUCUAAGGUUGUUGUUUCCUCAGGCGUGGUUUCUUCAGUUGUGGGUUCUAAGGUUGUGGUUUCUUCAGUUGUGGGUUCUAAGGUUGUUGUUUCAUCAGUUGUGGGUUCUAAGGUUGUUGUUUCCUCAGGCGUGGUUUCUAAGGUUGUGGGUUCUAAUGUUGUUGUUUCUUCAGUUGUGGGUUCUAAGGUUGUUGUUUCUUCAGGCGUGGUUUCUAAGAUUGUGGGUUCUAAUGUUGUUGUUUCUUCAGUUGUGGGUUCUAAGGUUGUUGUUUCCUCAGGUUUAAUUUCAGCCGUUGUGGUUUCCAAGGUUGUGAUUCCUUCAGUUGUGGAUUCUAACCAUGUUGUUUCUUCAGGUGUGGUUUCUAAGGUUGUGGAUUCUUCAGUUGUGGGUUCUAAGCUUGUUGUUUCUUCAGGUGUGGUUUCUAAUGUUGUGGGUUCUUCACUUGUGGGUUCGAAGAUUGAUGUUUCUUCAGGUGUCAUUUCUAAGGUUGUUGUUACUUCACAUGUGGUUUCUUCAGUUGUGGGUUCUAAAGUUGUCAUUUCUGAAGUUGUGUGUUCUAAGGUUGGUGUUUCUUCUGUUGUGGGUUCUAAGGUUGUUGUUUCUUCAAGUGUAUUUCCAGCAGGUGCUUUCAAAAAGCUCAAAUCGAACAAUCUGCUUCUCACAGAUGGCUCUGUCAGCCGCUCCUUACCUGAAGGCAUCAUGUCAGUGAAGACAUUUUUUAUGACAUCCUUUUCUCCAUUCAUCAGUUCUGCUCAAGAGAAAUGAAGUCAGUGUAGAUAGUAGAAUAUAAAGCUCAACAGCUUCAACAUACAAUGAAGAAAAUGUGCACCUGAAGAACUUCCUGCUCCAGUCUGUAAGAUGAGGAGCAACGCCAGGAUCUUAAACAACCCCAUAGUGGACCAGACCUGUGGCACCAACCUGUGGAGGAACAAAGAAACGUCUAUGGACAUUUGCAGUUGUGAGAUGUCUCCUCAUCAGUCUUUACCUGUGAGAAAGCUGUGAGAUCCAGGAGUCAGGGAGGAAGAGGGAUUGUCACGGUGCAUGAGGGAAGCGGAAUAUAUAUAGCCCCAAGAAAAACACUCAAAGUUGAAGAACACAAAUGGACCACUGAUCAAAGAAAUCACACCCUACUAGAGCAGUUACUUAUUAAUCAAAUAUAAUACAAAAAGCAUCUCUUUCAACAGAAACAAAUCCCCAGUAAACGCAGGUUGCAACACCUUGAUCAAUCUCGUGUGGACAAACAGAGCUCUUGAGCUCCAUGUUUGCCCAUUUUAUCGACACCUUGCAGAUACACAGCACACGUUUGAUUUCAACACAGAAGUGCACAGUGCCCUCGUCCCUGCUGCAGCAGCUUCAUCCUGGGUCCUGGGGUUGAGAGCCACAUGUGACUUAACUUAGAUACGGACCAGGGCCGGCAAUGUUUUGAAGCUCCAUUUUAUUUGAACUUGUUUUGCCCGUGUAUUGAUCUAUGUGCUUGUGGCUAUAUUGUCAUCAUUGCUAACUUCCACUCUGUCUUUUACACAAUAUUACAAUGUGUUUGUUUAUUUUUCUAAAUUCACUUUAACUUUCCUUUUGUUUUAAUAAAAUCAAUCAGAGGGACAAAAGUGUUAAGGAUGUAUUUCAAUAAAAGUAUCAGGGUGGUCAGGUGGCGACAGUUGGACAACUGUUAUGUAAUUUCACCCCUUUUGAUAUUCAACAGGCCAGCUGGAGCAGCAGGUCACGUGGCUCUAAAAAAAUAAAAACAACUUAUAAACGCAACAUACAGUUGAAUCUGUGAGGAUUUUUCUCCAGGUCUGAAGGGAUUUGUUCAAGUAUAAGCUAUGCAAUAGAUGACAUGGACACGGUGGAAACUGAGAAGUAAAAAUCAUUUUAAAGUUUGUCCACCAAAGUUGUGUCACCUUAAACAAGUUUGUAACUGUGGCUUGCAGCCAUUUCAUA